GUUCAGUUCAGUCAAGUCCAGUCCAGUCCAAACCGGUCCAGGCCAGUCCAGUCCACUCCAGUCGUGUUCAGGCCAGUCGAAUCCAGUCCACUGCACUCCAUUGCAGUCCAGUACACUCCAGUCCAGUCCAGUCCAUUCCAGUCCAUUCCAGUCCAGUGCAGUUUAGAACAUUCUAGGCCUGUCCAGCCCAGUCCAGUCCAGUCCGGUCCUGUCCAGUCUAGUCCCGUCCAGUCCAGUCCAGUCACGUCCAUUCCAAUGCAGUCCAGUCCAAUCCAUUCCAGUACAGUCCACGCCGUCCUGUCGAGUCCAGGUUUGUUCAUUCUAGUCCAUUCCAAUUUAGUCCAGUUCCGUCCAGUGCAGUCCAGCCAAGUCCAAUCCACGCCAUUCCAGUCUAAUCCAGUCCAGUUCAGCCCAGUCCAGUCAAGUCCAGUCCAGUCCAGUCCAGUCUAUUCCGGUCCAGUUCAGCCCAGUCCAGUCCAGUCCGAUCCAGUCCAGUCCAGUCCAGUCCAGUCCCGUUCAGUCUCAUCCAGUCCAGUCCAGUCCAGUCCGGUCCCGGGCAUUCCAGUCAAGUGCGGUAAAGUGCAGUCCAGUUCAGUCCAGUCCAGUCCAUCCAGUCCAACCCAUCCAGGCCUGUCCAGUCCAUUCCAGUCCAACCCUGUCCAGUCCAGUCCAGUCCAGUUCAGUCCAGUCCAGUCCAGUCCAGUCCAGUCCAGUCAAGUCCAUUCCAGUCCAAUCCCGUACAGUCCAGACCAGUCCAGUCCAGUCCGGUCCCGGGCAGUCCAGUCCAGUCCAGUCCAGUCCAAUACAUUCCAGUACAUUCCACUCCAGUCCAGUCGAGUCCUGUCCAGUCCAGUCCAGUCCAGUCCAGUCCAGUCCAGUCCAGUGCAGUCCAUUCGGGUGCAGUCCUGUCCAGUCCAGUUCAGUCCAGUCCGGUACGGUCCAUUUCAGUUUUGUCCAGUCCAUUGCAGUCCAGCCAAGUCCAAUCCAAUCAAUUACAGUCUAAUCCAGUCCAGUUUCGCUAUGUCCAGUCCAGUCCGGUCCAGUCCAGUCCAGUCUAGUCCAGGCCAGUCCAGUCCAAUUUUGUCCAGUCCACUCGAGUCCAGUCCAGUUCAAUCCAGUCCGGUCCCGGCCAGUCCAGUCCAGUCCAGCUAA
Messenger RNA from Echinostoma caproni, 1152 nucleotides. The record is from the annotation of a GenBank genome assembly. NCBI's taxonomy places the organism in Eukaryota, Metazoa, Platyhelminthes, Trematoda, Plagiorchiida, Echinostomatidae.